Ahaetulla prasina is the source of this 1298-nucleotide messenger RNA. It is a transcript of the gene TNIP3, whose product is annotated as TNFAIP3 interacting protein 3. The record is from RefSeq and is a predicted model, not a curated record. The coding region runs from base 1 to 1176 and encodes 391 amino acids. Gene Ontology annotation, biological process: regulation of transcription by RNA polymerase II; cellular response to lipopolysaccharide. The transcript has 12 exons. NCBI's taxonomy places the organism in Eukaryota, Metazoa, Chordata, Lepidosauria, Squamata, Colubridae.
AUGGCGGGGGAGGGUAUUGGUGCGGCAUUGCCAUUACCGCCACCGCCUGUCACCGCUGCCACUAUUCACUUCCACCAGGAAAUGCUGUUCACUGCUGAGAAGCUGAUUGAUUGGUAUCACAGUUAUACUGCUAUGCAGGAAGAUAACUUGCAGGUUAAAACCAGGUGUGAAAGCCUGAAAAAGAAAUUUGUAGAUAUGCAUAACAGUCAGUCCUCUGAUUCUGAAAGAUGCGACAGUGUAGAACUUGAUGAUAAAAUAAGGAUUCUGAUCAGGAAGAAUGAUACUCCAGAGUCCUGUAAAAAACCAGAGGACAGUUCAUGUGCCUUAAAUCGUAUAUUUACAAAGAACUUAACAGAUACACCACUGCAACAAAAAAUUAUAUCAUUAGAAAAGCAGAAGCAGGAGCUUUUGUCAGUGAACUAUCAAUGGGAUCAACAUUUCAGACAAAUGAAACAGUAUUAUGAAAAAAAGAUCACGGAAAUGAAAGAAAAACUGGAAACUGUGCAGAAGAUUGUUAGGGAUCUUGAACAAGAAAGAUAUAAAACACAGGAAGAGUGCAAAAGACUUGGAGACUUCCUGAGAAGCCAAUUAGCGCAGGAAAUGAAAGACAAGAACACACUGAAGAAAGAGAACAGGUUUUUGAAACAGGAAACUACCCUUACAAGCACAAAGAAUAUACUUUAUAAAUGUGAAAUAAAUCGACUCAACAAGUCCCUUUUGGAUAUCUUGAAACACCAAAAUGCAUCCUCUCAGAGUUCUCAUGUUGAGGCAUUGGAUAGGAAUUGCAACCAAGAAGAAAUGGGAAUGCAAAUCGAACUUCUCAAGGAACAGGUUCAGAUUUAUGAAGAAGACUUCAAAAAGGAAAGAUCCGAUAGAGAGAGACUCAGUGAAGAGAAAGAACUUCUGCAAAAACUUAAUGAGCAAUCGCAGUCCCAGCUGAAGAAAUUAACAUCUCAGAUUAAACACUAUCAGACAGAAAAUGAAUUUCUCCAGAAGCAAGUAAAACAACAGGCCCAAGGUUUCCAAGCACUUACAGAAAAACAUUUCAGCCUGCAGCAGUUGUUGAUUCCUUCUUGUCUUAAUUGUGGGAAUUGUGGCCUCCUUCAGCCAUUCCGUGAACCUCGAAUAACAUUGGGGUCAUGUGGUGCUAACAGAAAACAGCAGCAGCCCCUGUAAGCUGAGACUCUGUCAGCAAAAAGACUCAGAGACCAACAUUUUACAACCAAUUCUGUGAGAAUUUAGUAACGUUAAAAAAUAUGCAAUUCUACCAGCAGUUUAAUUUUAUUUCCAAAUACCAC